AUGUCACUACCUCCAGAGCGUAUCAGCGUCAAGCGCCGUCGUGAUGAGGCUCCUAUUGAAACCUUUUAUCUUGAGCAGAGCACCCGUGCCAAAAGACAGUUCACUGCCCAGAGCUACCAGUUACUUAAGCGUCCCAUAGUCCCUGUCUCGCAGCAGCCACCGCCUGUCGACCGUGCCGUCACUGCACCGGCGGGUCCUCAGUCCAAGCAUGACCAGAACGGGAUCCCCACCAUCCGGAGUACCGCUCCUGGAGACGAAAUCAACGACUUCACCAAGUUUAUUCGACAGCAGGCGCAACCGGCCUCGAAGGAAGGCGCCGAAGAGGCGCUACUCUCGACCGACAGCGAGAGGCCUCAAGCAACAUCCCCGCCAAAGCCUUCCCGGCGACUCGAUUUGCCCAAAGAUAUCCGACGCUUUCAUCUAACCCGCGACCUGUCCUCGUCGCAUAAUGCCAGCAGGCCUUCUGGAAUCCGCAAGAAGUCCUCUCGCAGCUCAUCGCUGCGCCCGCCACUUCCCACGUUCGUCGAAAGACAGGUGUACGAUGGUCUAUAUGCCAAGCCCCCAGUAGACAAGAUGGUAAUGGAAGGAUCGAAGACAUCUGUGGACUCUCCAAGUGACACCAUAGACGCACAAUCGAAGGAGAGUGUGUCGAUUCCCACGUUCGUCAAGCCGAAGACGCCGCCUACAAAAUCUGGUACUUCCUUGCAGGAUCCUUCACGCACUUGGAAUCGCGAAUCAGAUCAGCUUGCUGACGAGCUCGCCGCUUUGGCUAUGGAAAUGGAUCCGGAUGCUCAGCCAGACUCUCCUGUGCGCGAGGCUCCCUCUUCGUCCGUAGCCGGUCCCGACAUCCAGCCCGCUCGCCCAAACCCCAUUGAGGAGGAAUACAUCUACGAGACCUACAUCAGAAUAUCAGAGGAGAACCAUUCAUCAAACACUAUGGACCCCAAUGUUUCCGUGUCGAAUGUCGGUGUCCUCGUCAUUGAUGAAGAGGAUGAGGACUUGUGGGAAGGUUACAUGCAGAGCGAUGACGAAUCAGACUGGGACGACGAAGAUUCAAAUGCCGAAGACAACCCUGCCAAUGACUAUCCAGAUGAAGAACUGUCUUCAGACGACGAGUUCAGCCGCAAUCCCUACCGGUACCAUCAGGGUGAUCUCGGCUAUGACGACGACGACAGUGACCAUCCCACCUACAACUAG
This is a messenger RNA of Cyphellophora europaea CBS 101466, 1197 nucleotides long. RefSeq lists its product as uncharacterized. Gene Ontology annotation, biological process: protein import into nucleus. The transcript is spliced from 3 exons. The coding region runs from base 1 to 1197 and encodes 398 amino acids. NCBI's taxonomy places the organism in Eukaryota, Fungi, Ascomycota, Eurotiomycetes, Chaetothyriales, Cyphellophoraceae. Gene Ontology annotation, cellular component: cytoplasm. The record is from RefSeq and is a predicted model, not a curated record.